AUGGGUAACAAACUGUCGUGUUCCUGCGCACCAAUCCUCCGCAAAGCAUAUCGCUAUGAGGACAGCCCGUGGCAAAAUUCCCGACGACGUGAUGGACAUCUCUUGAGACUUUGGGCAGAAGUAUUUCACGUGUCAGCGAGUGGUGCUGGCACCGUGAAGUGGCAGCAGGUAUCCGAAGACCUGGUACCUGUGAACAUCACCUGCAUACAGGACUCGCCAGAAUGCGUGUUCCAUAUUACCGCAUACAACUCCCAAGUCGACAAAAUCCUUGAUGUUAGACUAUUGCAACCUGGCACUCGUAUUGGACAAGCAUCCGAAUGCUUUGUGUAUUGGAAAGAUCCAAUGACCAACGACACUUGGGGCUUAAACUUCACAUCUCCUAUAGACGCGAAGCAGUUCAGAGAAUGUUGCUCGCCUUCAUUUAAAUUCUCACGGAAGGCAUCUUCGAGCUACAGCCUGAAGCUAGAGCCGCCGGGGAGCAAACAAAAAUUCAAGACCAAGAGGAAACCGGUCUCAACACCAGCUAGUCCAAAUCGAUCAAGUCUUAGUUACGGACGCGAACCACAAUGCACCUGCAUGACCCAGGAGCAAUACGCCAGGCUGAGGGCACAGGAUCCAAGAUACCGCUCAUCAACAUUACCGCGUACCACCACUCGGGCUAUAGAGACAGACGCGGCGGCGGCAGCUGGGCGCUCGGACAAGGUGGCUGCUGCUACUUCAUCCACAUCGCUCUACGACAACGUUGCUACAACUCAGCCCGCUCAACAGCCGCCUAAACCCGCGGCUCGACAAAGUGAGACUCAACCACCAGCUCGUCCGCCGAAGUCCCAAGAAACAUCUACGAUGACAACAAAUACUUCAACAGCGCCUAAGACUGUAACUGCUUCUGUUGGGACACAUGGAAAUACGACCACCGAAGAGACCACGCAAGUGUCCAGCACUGGAUCGACAAAUCAACACGGCCAAGAUUUGAAAUCUGAAGGCGUUCAAGCUGGAGGCACUUUGACAUCCUCCAAAUCAUCAGCAACAUCAACUCGUGCUGGCAAGGAACAUCUACAGCAUAUGCCUAAGAGCGUUGAUUAUGGAGACGGCAAUGAAUCGGGUCGUGAGUCAGAAAGACAUAUGCAUAACCACAACGUGAUUAACAACAACACGUCGGGUUCGCGUCGCACAAAGUCCAAAAGCACUGAAGAUAUGAAUAUGGACCCAAACACGCUGAAACGUAUGCUCAAACCGAUGCCCUCUACGGAGAGUCCCAUCACGUCCCCAGAAAUGGGACGCAGGAGGUACGCGGCCUGUCCCUCCUCCUGCUCGCACUCACACCGCCAUCCCCACCAUGGACAUUACACACACGUCAUCAACAAUAAUAGCAGGCAGUCGUCACAGCGCCGUGGUGUCGGCGUGGGUGCAGCCCCAAGUGGCUAUCCCGGGCGUGGACUGUAUUUAGAGCUGGGCGGUGGCGAGAGAGAUGUGUCACCACCCUCAGAUAACGUCAUGUUCGACAAUCAAUGCUAUGCUACCACACCCUCGUCGUCUAAUGGCAACUCAGACCAAGAACAUUGUCAACGCAGAGAUCCGAGACAACAUCACCAUAUGAAGCCGUGUCUCUCGCGCCAAGCAUCGCAGCAGAGCGCCACUCCAGCUCCAGGUUCUCCUACAUCACGCCUACUAUUGGAAUAUGAGAUGCAUCUAAGAAAUACACUAGCUAAGGGAAUGGAUGCUGAGAGCUACAGUUUGCAUACAUUUGAGGCGCUUUUGAGUCAAAGCAUGGAAGACUUGGAAUACAACGAAAAUCUACCACCUUCUAAUCAGCGGAGUCCAUAUCCACCACGACGACGUCCUGGAUCUCAAUGUUCAGGCGGAGGAAGUCGCUCAUCAACUCUUCCGCUUCCGCAUCGAAUGGGGGUGGAAAGGCAGCACAGUGCGCGAUCAGACCGCGAUGGAUAUUACAGCGAUCGCAAUGAAUUAAUGAGGGAACGAGAGAGGGAGAGGGAACGGGAGAGAGGGUAUCUCAGUGAUCAUAAUACAAGAGAUCGGGUGAGAGAUCGAGACCAGGGUUACCUGAGUGAUCAUCAAUCAAGUUUCGUGAGCGCAUCGAGAUGUGCAUCGUGUAUCGGAGAGUCGGCUCGCUCUGCAUGGUACCGUCACUCAGAUGGGUGGAGGGGGCAGCAGCCUUCUGGUCCUCGCCGCUCCCCAUGGGACUCUCUCCCCAGCCUGCGUCACGAGGGAAGCCUAAACGAUUCCGGAUAUAGAAGCAAUCGGGCUGAUAGCUUCGAACAACGUGGCAUGUUUGAUCGCCAAGACAGUGUACGAUCUGAAUACACAAGUGAUCGGGAGUCAUCUCGCUACGGCAUCGUACAACAGGCCUCAAUCGACAGCACAGAUUCCCGUAUUUGCUAUUUGACUUCAAGUGAGGUAAGCAUAUAA
This is a messenger RNA of Pieris macdunnoughi, 2427 nucleotides long. The record is from the annotation of a GenBank genome assembly. Lineage: Eukaryota; Metazoa; Arthropoda; Insecta; Lepidoptera; Pieridae.